UUUAUUAUUUCUUCUUCUCUAAGCAUAGUCUUCUUUUUCUUUUUCUUUCUCUUCUAGGACCCAUUCCUAAACUCGUAUACUUGGUAUCUGCAGCUGUCUGUUUCGCGAUAGUUAUUUCAACUUGUUUUAUAUGCUGCUUUUAUGGUAUAAAUAGAAGGAGACAUAAGAGAAGACAAGAAAGUCGUCAAAUCGAGAACGCCGCCGUACCAACCGACUGUUCAUCUCGACGCGCUAGGCAUGAAGGAAAUGAAAACAUCUAUUCCGCUGUGAGACCCGGUCUUCAUCGUCCCGUUGAAUCCACCAACAUAACCAAUGGGUGUACUGCUUCUGGGUUAGAUCUUUCGUCCGAGGACACAUAUGAUCACACAGAUUCGUCUGGGCGUAUCCAGAGCAGUAGGAACCGCCACCAACGUGACCAAGGAUGGCAGUCACUGCCUCGCAAUCUUCUAUCCGGCUCUAGAGGUUCACAACGAGAUCCAUCAGACACGCAGAAGGUUACAGAAGCGAGUGAAGGUUGGCAAAGAGGUAACAGGGGGUUUGGUUGCUCAACGAGUAAACACGGCGCGACUGGUAGCUGUCGAGAGGUAAUGACUUUGGGACGACCCUGGAGUAAUCAGAAAAGCACUCGUGCUAACUGCAUGAGGGGAAUCCAGAAAUGGUCGCCGGAGGCUUCAACCGGUGUUGUAGAUGGUGGAAGCCACAUUGGCAGAGGUACACCGAGAAACGCGGCGUUGAAGGUAGAACUGGUAGAAGGUCAACGAAACGAUGCGUCUCAUCAGAGUAGUUUGGAAUUGUCAGCCAUUGCUUGUAAGAAAAGGGGAAUGUUAGCACUUCCUUGUAACAGAGACACUUUCGAAAACACACAGUCUGGGAGAAACGGGAAAUACGUUUCCCGAACUGACGACGGACGUCGACACGUAAACCCUAGAGUCGAGAAGCUAGGUGAUAGUGACAAGGACAUGCCUGGUAGCUAUUACCAUACACUAGAGUCCGAGCAUGAAAAAGAGAUACAGAUGGACAAGGAUCGAGGAGAACCGCCCUCCAGCUCGCAAUACUUUGUCAAAGAGCCAACUGACUACUCUGAGGAACCAUCGGAAGUCUUAACCAUCGGUAGCAAUGAUCGCAAAUACCUGGAAGACACUUCUGCCUGCUCAAUGUAUUCUGAGCCCCAGUAUGAUUAUGCAGCACUUCCGGAACAAAGUAGCCUAAGAUUCUUACUUCAAACAAGUGAUUCUCAGCAUAAUAACCAUGACAAAGAGGAGGUGAAACGUACGUUACCGUGACUCUAUGACUGACUGCUUUGUGUAGAGUCCCUCUUAGAUAUCCAGUUUUAUCUAUUUCAGGUAAACCUAUAAAUUAUCACAUGCUAUUUUAUGAUGUUUUUCGUAAAGGAACUUGAUAAGAACGCU
Molecule: messenger RNA, 1409 nt
Organism: Lytechinus variegatus (green sea urchin)
Lineage: Eukaryota; Metazoa; Echinodermata; Echinoidea; Temnopleuroida; Toxopneustidae
Exons: 2
Coding region: 588-1283 (231 amino acids)
Source: RefSeq, a predicted model, not a curated record